Messenger RNA from Mangifera indica (mango), 2157 nucleotides. RefSeq names its product bifunctional purine biosynthesis protein PurH-like. Gene Ontology annotation, cellular component: cytosol. NCBI's taxonomy places the organism in Eukaryota, Viridiplantae, Streptophyta, Magnoliopsida, Sapindales, Anacardiaceae. The transcript has 11 exons. The record is from RefSeq and is a predicted model, not a curated record. Gene Ontology annotation, biological process: 'de novo' IMP biosynthetic process. Gene Ontology annotation, molecular function: IMP cyclohydrolase activity; phosphoribosylaminoimidazolecarboxamide formyltransferase activity. Bases 87 to 1907 code for a protein of 606 amino acids.
UCUUACUUAAAUCAGAGUCAGAUAAACCAAGUGCGAGAAAGGCGCUUUUUAAAUUUAGUUGUCCAACGCCGCUCGCUUGAACAGACAUGUUUAACUUGUCUGCCGUUUCUUCCGCCUCCACCGCUGUUGUAAAAAUUGCCCAACCGUCACUUUCCACCGUGCCCUCUGCUGUUUUCCGAAAACAAAUAACAUCCGUUUCUUCUACCUUCUGGGUUCAAGUCCAGCCUUCUUCCUCUUCAGUGCGUUUCAGGUUUUGUCCGGUUAAAUCCAUGUCUCACACUCAAACAUUUUCUGUUCCAACCCAUGAAUCUCAAUCUUCUGCUUCCGGGAAGAAGCAAGCUUUGAUAUCUUUGUCAGAUAAAAAGGACUUGGCUUUUCUUGGAACUGGGUUACAAGAACUGGGAUACACAAUUGUUUCAACUGGAGGAACGGCUACUGCUUUAGAAAAGGCUGGUGUGUCAGUAACUAAAGUGGAACAGCUCACCUCGUUCCCGGAAAUGCUUGAUGGACGUGUAAAAACUUUACACCCCAACAUACAUGGGGGUAUUCUUGCUAGAAGGGACCAAAAACAUCAUAUGGAAGCUCUGAAUGAACAUGGAAUUGGUACAUUUGAUAUAGUUGUUGUGAACUUGUACCCAUUUUAUGAUAAAGUUACUUCUGUUGGAGGGAUUGCUUUUGAGGAUGGAAUUGAGAACAUUGAUAUUGGUGGCCCUACCAUGAUCAGAGCUGCUGCAAAGAAUCACAAGGAUGUCUUGGUUGUAGUUGAUUCUGAAGACUAUCCUGCACUCUUAGAAUUUCUGAAGGGAAACCAGGAUGAAGAACAGUUUCGCAAAAAGCUUGCUUGGAAGGCUUUUCAGCAUGUUGCUUCUUAUGAUUCUGCUGUGUCAGAGUGGCUGUGGAAACAGACUUCAGCGGAUAAAUUCCCUCCCAGCUUAACAGUGCCCCUCAGACUUAAAAGUUCUCUUCGUUAUGGUGAAAAUCCUCACCAGAAGGCUGCAUUUUAUGUUGACAAGAGUCUUUCGGAGUUUAAUGCUGGUGGGAUUGCGACAGCUAUUCAGCAUCAUGGGAAAGAGAUGUCAUAUAAUAAUUAUUUAGAUGCUGAUGCAGCUUGGAAUUGUGUAUCGGAAUUUAAGAAUCCUACUUGUGUAGUUGUAAAGCAUACAAAUCCCUGUGGAGUAGCAUCACGUGAUGACAUCCUUGAAGCAUAUAGAUUAGCUGUGAAAGCAGAUCCGGUCAGUGCAUUUGGUGGCAUUGUGGCCUUCAACAUUGAAGUUGAUGAGGCCCUUGCUAAGGAAAUCCGGGAGUUUAGAAGUCCAACAGAUGGAGAAACUCGAAUGUUUUAUGAGAUUGUGGUUGCUCCCAAGUAUACCAAGAAGGGUCUUGAGAUUCUCCGGGGAAAAUCAAAGACUCUUAGGAUCCUAGAAGCAAACAAGAAUGAGAAGGGAAAGCUUUCGCUCAGACAAGUUGGUGGUGGCUGGUUAGUACAGGAAUCAGAUGACUUGACUCCCCAAGAUAUCCAAUUCAACGUUGUUUCUGAUAAGACACCAACAGGAAAUGAACUUAAGGAUGCUGAAUUUGCAUGGCUUUGUGUCAAGCAUGUCAAGAGCAACGCCAUUGUAAUAGCAAAGAACAACUGUAUGUUGGGUAUGGGAAGUGGGCAGCCAAAUCGUGUAGAGAGUUUGAGAAUAGCAAUGAGGAAGGCAGGAGAUGAGGUUAAAGGAGCUGCUCUGGCUAGCGAUGCAUUCUUCCCAUUUGCCUGGAAUGAUGCCGUGGAAGAGGCAUGUGAGAGCAGAAUUGGCGUGAUUGCAGAGCCUGGUGGCAGCAUUAGGGAUAAGGAUGCCAUUGACUGCUGUAACAAAUAUGGGGUUUCACUGCUCUUUACCAAUGUGAGGCACUUCAGGCAUUGAAGCUGACUGGCCUUUUCUUUUCCAUUUUUGGACCAAGCCAUGUGCUUGAAUCUUAGCACAAUGUGGGAGUGGUUUUUCCCUUAGAUAUUUAGGUUGCAUAAGCUGGCAAUCAUGAUCUGUCAUAAUAAAUAUUCAGGGAACCACAGAUUUUGUUUUCUUAGUGAGUCUUUGAACCUGACCUUGACAAUUGUCACAAUGGAGCGUCUUUCUUCUCCUAGAAAAAAGAAUAAAGAGAAAACUUGCAUUGCCA